AUGGUGCCCCAACCACUGAACCUCUCCUCAAACUCUUUUCUUUCGGCUCCAACAGCACGAACCUUUGGACCAAAGACACCGACAGAUCUAUGCGCUUUCCCACCGUACGCAAGCCUACCAGCUCCAAGACAGCGCCGUCGCGCUACAGUAAUUGCCCUCAACGGCAGAACACCUCCCCAAUUCGCCCUAGACUCGCCUCCGCGCAGGCGUAAGAGCGCGACUAAUCGUCGCAAGAGUUUACAGCCGCAUCUUUGCUCUGCGCAGAAUCUUACGUUGCGUAAUCCGAGCAAUGGCCUGAUGCAGCAAGGUUCUGCUAAGCGCAACAGUCUUUGCCAUUGCACUUGGGGCCUGGAUAUAAAAUUGACUGAGCUUUGUGUUGAGCAACCAGAUCGCCAAGCUUUGCGGUCGCCGGCAUUAUUUGCGCCUUGUCGUUGGAGUAUUCCUUCACCUACGCCGGGGAGUUCUUUUUCGCAGAGUGGGCGGGUUUAUCAGUUUCAGGGUCACUGUAGUGGGAGUCGCAAGAGCAGACGGGCUACGUGGGCAUUUGAUAUGGAUGGAGAGCGAAAGGGAGAUAUUAUGUUUAUGGGUAAUGACAUCUUGAUUCAAAUUGACCCCGUGGAUACAAGUGAAAAGCCUCCCUCCAAUAUCGAAAGCUCUAUAGGUGUCAACCUUGGGUCGCGCCAUAGUCAUGACAUAGUUUGGGGUGACCUUUGUCAUAGACUCGGUAAUGUCUCUUGA
Fusarium redolens is the source of this 738-nucleotide messenger RNA. RefSeq lists its product as uncharacterized. The transcript is spliced from 2 exons. The record is from RefSeq and is a predicted model, not a curated record. NCBI's taxonomy places the organism in Eukaryota, Fungi, Ascomycota, Sordariomycetes, Hypocreales, Nectriaceae. Bases 1 to 738 code for a protein of 245 amino acids.